Messenger RNA from Micromonas commoda, 1152 nucleotides. RefSeq lists its product with no specific name. The record is from RefSeq and is a predicted model, not a curated record. NCBI's taxonomy places the organism in Eukaryota, Viridiplantae, Chlorophyta, Mamiellophyceae, Mamiellales, Mamiellaceae. The coding region runs from base 1 to 1152 and encodes 383 amino acids. The transcript has a single exon.
AUGCCGGUGUUGGACAAGCUGCAAAUGUGGGGGAUCGAUACCGAGCGCAUGAGGACGGGGCGUAAAGACCCUAACCGUCCAACCGCCGGGAGGAGGAUCGAAGUGCAAGACGAGCGGGUUCCAGUCGUCGAGGACGCGGAGCCUUCGACGACUGCGUCCACCGUCCCCGCGACGUCGGUGGCUGAAGGCGAUGCCGCCGCCGCCCUGCCGCCGACGACGACGACGCGUUCCGCUCGCGUCGCUGAACUCCUCGCGAGGCAGGAGGAUGAGCACUGGCCCGUUCAAGGUAGCGACGAGUGGUUACUAGCUCGCGCCCGUAUCGUGUCCGCCAGCGAGGCAUCCGCCGCGCUCGGCAUCGAUAACUUCCGCACGCCCGAGCGGCUCAUUCGUGAUAAGCUCGCCAGGUUAGAUUCCCUGGAGAAUGUAUCAGCCGCUGUGCUCGCAGCGUCGAGGGACGAAACGAGGGCGUCAUACGUGGCCGCUGUGCAGGCUGAGAAGGACCUCGGGUGGCGUGCAAAGGGAAAGGCGGGAAAAGGGGCGAAGAAGAAGGCCAAAAGACGCAAGAACUCGGUCGGAGGCAAGCGCUUCGCCGGGUCGACGGAACCAUCCAAACGUUCUCAGAGCGGGGCGGGUCCACGACCGAUGCCGCCGCCCGUUGUGCACGGCAACACUUACGAGCCGGUCGCUCGCGAGCACUACGCGGCUAGGGAGGGUCGGAUUGUUCACGAGUUUGGGCUCAAAAUACACGACGAACUACCCUGGCUCGGUGCCACACCCGACGGCAUCACCGACGAUGGAAAAAUUCUCGAGGUUAAGUGCCCAUACAGCAGACCGGUCUUACCAAACGUGAGGUGCAAGGAACACUACCCGCAGCUUCAGGUGCUGAUGCAGGUUUACAAUCUAGACUCGUGCGACUUUGUGCAGUUCAAACCCGCGGGCGUCGGGAUGGGUCAUGCGGGGGUGAUGAACGAGGACAGGCCGUUGUAUCUGAUGGAGACGGUGGCGAGGGACGAUAAUUGGUGGCGCGUAAAUCAGCCGAGGCUUCUCGCAUUUCAUAGGCAGCUCGAGGCCGCGCUAGCAGAGCGUGAUGAGCGCAUUCAGAGGCUCUCAGAAGCAUUUGAUAGCGUCGAACUCGCUAUUGACGAGGCGUGA